Molecule: messenger RNA, 1338 nt
Organism: Spinacia oleracea (spinach)
Lineage: Eukaryota; Viridiplantae; Streptophyta; Magnoliopsida; Caryophyllales; Amaranthaceae
Exons: 1
Coding region: 1-1338 (445 amino acids)
Source: RefSeq, a predicted model, not a curated record
AUGGCUGAUGAUAAAACUCCACCUCCCGCCCCUCGGUAUGAGCCUUUUUCGGCAUUUUAUCUUCACCCUUCCGAAGGUACGGGUGCUGUAAUUAGUCCAAUUUUAUUGAAAGGAGAUAAUUAUGAUCAUUGGGUUAAAUCUCUAAGUAAUAAUUUGCGUGCAAAAAAUAAACUUGGUUUUCUUGAUGGUACGAUUCUUCAACCUGAUGUUGAGUCUGCCGAUUAUGAUCAAUGGAAUAUAGUUAAUUCUAUGCUUGUUGCUUGGAUAUUUAAUACUCUUCAUGAGUCUAUUCAAUCCACUGUUCCUUUUCCUAAUACUGUGAAAGUAUUGUGGGAUGAUUUACGCGAUCGAUAUUCUCUUCGUAAUGGUCCUCGUGUUCAUGAACUUAAAAACAAGAUUAGUGAUUGCAAGCAACGUGGUAGGUCUGUUUGUGAGUAUUAUGGUGAAUUACGUACUUUGUGGGGUGAAUUGGCUAGUGCUCUAAAACUUCCUUCUUGUUCGUGUUCCGCUGCUCCUGAAUAUGUUGUGCUUCUUGAGAAUGAAAAAUUACACCAGUUUUUGAUAGGCCUUGAUUCAACGAAGUACAAAACUGAAGUUGCUUCCUUGAUGGAUCCUUUACCAUCUAUUUCUUAUGCACAUGGCAAAGUGCUUUCGGCUGAGAGGCAUCAAGCUGUGACUGCUGCCCAUGAUACCCGCCCUGAUGCAGUUGGUUUUGCAACCAAUGCAGUGGCACAGGGUCGUGACCAAGCCAAAUUGGCUGCUGUGAGUGGUGAUUCUCGUGUUUGCUCCCAUUGCGGGGUUAAGGGCCAUGUGAAGGAUAAAUGUUUUGAGCUUCAUGGUUACCCAGAGUGGUAUCAAGGAAGAAGCAGAGGUCGUGGAGGACGGCCUGCUCCUCGUGGCGGGUCUAUUGGAAGGGGGCGUGCUCGUGGAGGCUUUGCUGCCAAUGUUGGCAGUAGCAACUACACUGGAGCAUCAAUGAUUAAUGAGGGUGAUAGAUCAAGCACUCCCACGCUCUCCGAUAAUCAGUUUGCAAAACUUAUGGCGUCUCUAAAUGUUCAACAAUCUGCUUCCUCUACUCCAAAGUUGCAUGGUAAGAUGAAUAAUGAUGAUUGGAUAAUUGACACCGGUGCCUCAAAUCAUAUGUCCGGUAAUGUUGAUUUAUUUAUCGACUUGCAUGAUAUUUCAUCCUCUACUGUUGGUUUACCAAAUGGUAAAAAUACCAUUGCUACUAAAGAAGGCCGAGUUAAAUUGAGUGAUACUUUAAUUUUGGACGAUGUUUUAUUUGUUCCUGCUCUUACUUGUAAUUUGCUGUCAGUGUCUCAAUUAUUAGAAAAAUAG